Pocillopora verrucosa is the source of this 5157-nucleotide messenger RNA. The record is from RefSeq and is a predicted model, not a curated record. Lineage: Eukaryota; Metazoa; Cnidaria; Anthozoa; Scleractinia; Pocilloporidae.
AUGAUUGUUACCCAACAGGCUAGGAGUCUCCUACCUAGUCACAAGCCACCUACGUUUCCGGGAGAUGUUAUGUCAUACCCAGCAUUCAUAACAGCCUUUGAAACUCUCAUAGAAUCUAAGGUAGAUGAUUCUAAUGAGCGCUUGUACUACUUGGAUCAAUACACUAGUGGAAAGGCCAAGGAACUGAUAAAGGGUUGUUUACAAACGAAAGGCGAAGAUUCGUACAAGGAGGCUAGACGGCUUUUGAAGAAACAUUUUGGUGACCCAUACAAGAUUGCAAGUGCAUACAUCGCCAAGCUGUCGAGCUGGCCCGCUGUUAAGCCUAACGACGGAACAGGGUUACAAGAAUUUUCUAUUGUCCUUGAGCAAGCAAGGAACGCCAUGACAGGCAUGCAAUACAUGAACGACUUGAACACGGCCAAUGUUAUGCGCCAGUUAUGGGAAAGGCUGCCGCGAUAUCUACGUAGUAAGUGGACUGAAAGAGUUAGCAGGAUUAGGAGUGUCAAGGGACAGACAGUUAGCUUUAAUGACUUUUGCCAAUUUGUAUCAGAGCAAGCCGAUUUAGCGACAGACCCAAUCUAUUCCGAGGAAGGCAUAAGUAAACCGAUGAACGCAGUUGACAAGUACCACAAACAGAACGAACGCAAACCCAAGAGAGGAAGGGGUACCAACUUUGCAACAGGCCUGGCAGGAAAGAAUGCAGGUGGAGGAAAUUCUCACCCCAUCAGCUGUACAUUGUGCUCUAAGGCGCAUCAUCUGGACGAAUGUGCUGAGUUUCUUAAAAAACCGCUAGUGGAGCGGAGAAACUUUAUCAAACAGAAAGGCUUAUGCUUCGGUUGCUAUAGUUGUGAACACAUUGCUAAGCUUUGCAAAAGUAAAAGAACCUGUCAGAUCUGCAAUAAGAAACACCCAACGUCAUUCCAUGAUUACAGUUGGAAAUCAGAAGAGGCGAAAAUGGAAAGUGGAAACGGCCAACAUGAGAAAUCGGAAGCCAGUAAAAGGAAAACGGAAGAGCGAGUCGUUAACGUGUGUACUGCAAUUUGCAAUGUGACAGAUGCCGGUGAUGUACCAGUUGCUAUGGGUAUUAUCCCAGUAUGGUUGUACCACAAGGACAAUCCAAACAAUAAGAUAUGUGUUUACGCCCUCCUUGAUAAUGCCAGUGGUGGAACAUUCAUUAAGGAAGACUCGUUAAGAAGGCUUGGUGUUAAAGGAAGUGAAACCAAACUUUUGCUCACUACUAUGCAUGGUACCCAAGAAGUCGAUACUAAAGCGGUAGAUGGGCUAAUGGCUUCCCACUUUCAAGAAAACGACGUUAUCGUACCCCUACCGAGAACCUACGUCAGACAACGGAUUCCAGCAGAUCGUGAUGAGAUUCCUCGUCCCGAAGAGCUGCAAGGAUGGUCACAUUUGCAGAUGGUUAGGAAACACGUACCUCCUUACAUGGAAGACGUAGAAAUAGGACUCCUGAUCGGACUAAAUUGCCCUAGUGCAGUGCGACCAAGAGACAUUGUUUGCGGGAAUGAGAAUGAACCCUAUGCAGUAAGAUCACUACUAGGAUGGCACGUAAACGGUCCUGUUAACCAAAAGAGCAGUAAACAAGUACAUUGUAACCGUAUUCAGAUUCUUAAGAGCAACACAGAGGAUAACGUGAAUGGGUACAUCAUUGCUAAGACAGAGAUUAAGGAGCGGCUAACCCCUCAAGUGGUUUCCCGAAUGUUUGAGGUGGACUUUGCCGAAAGGGAGCACGGAGUCGCAUUAUCAAGAGAAGACCGUCAGUUCCUGAAGAUUGUAGAAGAUGGAAUCCAUCAUAGAGAUGACAUGCAUUACGAGAUGCCUCUGCCCUUUAGAGAAAAGAAUGUACAGCUACCCAAUAACCGUCCUCAAGCAGAGCAACGCCUGCACGGCCUUAAGAAGAGACUCCAAGGCGACGCAAGGUAUCGUGCUGACUACGUCAGAUUCAUGACUGAAAUCAUAGAGAAGGGAUAUGCUCGAAAGGUCAAGGUUGAAGAGCUACCCCAUCAAGAAGGAAAGGCCUGGUACUUACCUCACCACGGGGUUUACCACCCCAAAAAACCAGGCAGCAUACGCGUAGUAUUUGACUGUUCAGCUCGUUACCAGGGUGAAUCGCUGAAUGGCCACCUAUUGCAAGGGCCCGAUCUAACAAACAAGCUCACUGGGGUGCUCACAAGAUUCAGAGAGGAGAAGGUAGCCUUCAUGGCUGACAUAGAGAAAAUGUUUUUUCAAGUCAAGGUUCCAAGGGAAGAUCAGAACUUCCUUCGCUUCUUAUGGUGGCCAAAUGGAGAUUUAACUCAAGAGCCUCAAGAGUACUGCAUGACAGUGCACCUCUUUGGAGCUGGUUCAUCUCCAGGGUGUUCUAACUUCGCCUUGAAACGUACAGCCGAAGACGGUGAAAGAGAGUUUGGUGCAAAGGCUGCCGAAACAUUAAGGAAGAACUUUUACGUCGAUGAUGCUCUGAGUUCGGUACCGACAGAGAAGGACGCUGUAGAACUAGUACAAGCUGUUAAAGAGAUGUGUGCAAAGGGAGGGUUCAAACUAACGAAAUUUGUCAGCAACAGUAGAAAGGUGAUGAUGUCAGUACCUGCUGAAGACAGAGCUAAGGAGAUCAAGGGCCUAGACCUAGGUAGUGACAAGUUACCAAUAGAGAGAGCUUUGGGUGUAGAAUGGUGCAUUGAAUCGGACGCAUUCAAAUUCAGAAUAGAGUUGAAGGACAAGCCGUGCACCCGGCUGAUUGCGCCCGUCGUCCUUGUUGGAAAGCAGAUACUUCAAGAGAUCUGUCACGGAAAAGACUGGGACGAGUCAAUCGAGGGAGAAGUUCUUGCCAAAUGGGGAAGAUGGAGAAGUCAGUUACCGCUAUUAGAGCAGCUGAACAUCCCAAGAAACUUUCAGCCUCCUGAUUUUGGAAGCAUUGCCACUGCUCAGCUACAUAAUAUGUCAGAUGCGUCUCAAGUCGGGUACGGACAAUGUUCUUAUCUCAGACUGGUUGAUGAAAACGGAAGAAUUCAUUGUUCUCUUGUUAUGGGGAAAGCUCGUGUUGCACCGUUGAAGACAGUCACUAUUCCAAGACUUGAACUAACUGCCGCUACCGUUUCAGUAAGGGUUGCAAGCAUGCUAAAGGAAGAGUUAGACUAUGGCGGACUCCAAGACUUCUACUGGACCGAUAGUAAGGUUGUCCUCGGGUUCAUCAACAAUGAAUCUCAAAGAUUCCAAGUGUAUGUUGCAAAUAGAGUGCAAUUCAUCCGUGACCACACUUCACCAGACCAGUGGCGCUACGUGGAGUCUGGAUCCAACCCAGCAGAUGAAGCAUCGAGGGGGAUGAACGCUAAGGAGUUUAUGCGAAGGUCACAGUGGAUUAAGGGCCCAGACUUCUUGUGGCAGACGGAAGAUCACUGGCCUCAACAAGACUCAUACGAAAAAGAGGUCGACCACAAUUCUCCUGACGUUAAGGGGGUUACCGCUAACGCGACAGUGAUUGAAGAACAUGAAAACAUGUUAAGCAGAUUCAAAGGAUUCUCCAAGUGGCAAGUCCUAAAGGGCGCAGUUGCGCUUUGUAUGGAAUACAAACGACGUCUCAAGAUGAGAGCCAGUAAAACAGACAAGAGACCUGUAACUGUUGACGGUCCUCAAGUUAAUGGACGAAGCCGUGAAUGUGAAGGUUGCCCGGCUACUUCCUUUAUGGUCAGAGACCUUGAACAAGCAGAAACAGAAAUUCUCAAGCUGGUGCAAGCGAAUUAUUUCGAUAAAGAAAUCAAGAUUCUGAGAGAUUUCCAAACCCAGACCGGAAGUGUGCCUAAAGAUCGUCAUCAUGAUAAGGAAAGGAAAGCAGUUUUGAAGAAAAGUAGCAGCCUUAACGCCCUCGACCCAUACCUGGAUGCUAGCGGAAUGUUGAGAGUCGGAGGACGGAUAAGGAAGGCUAACCUCUCAGACAGUCUUAAGAACCCUGUCAUCUUACCGAAGGCUGGUCAUAUUACAGAGCUGGUCCUCUGUCACGCCCAUGAGAAAACUCACCACAGCGGAAGAGGUCUCACCUUAAACGAACUUCGUUCGAGUGGUUACUGGAUUAUCAAUGGAAAUGCUGCGGUCAGACACUUCAUAUCAAAGUGCGUCACGUGUCGACAUCUCCGUGGUACCUUUGGAGAACAGAAAAUGGCCAACCUCCCAAGUUCCCGUGUUGAACCCGCGCCACAGUUUUCAUACUGUGCAGUGGACUACUUUGGUCCGUGGUAUGUCAAAGAAGGCAGGAAAGAAGUUAAAAGGUACGGAGCCCUAUUUACUUGCUUGGCCAGUCGUGCGGUACAUAUCGAAGUAGCCCACUCCAUGGAAACAGAUUCAUUCUUACAAGCAUUACGGCGCUUUACCUGUCGUAGAGGACCCAUAAGAGAACUUCGCAGUGACCAAGGGACUAAUUUUGUUGGGGCCGAAAACGAGUUAAAGGCAGCACUUCAAGAAAUGGAUGAUGAGAAAAUCAAGGCAGAGUUGCUUAAGGAGAACAUUGAUUGGAUCAGAAAUCCUGCUACUGCAAGUAAUUUCGGAGGCGUUUGGGAACGACAAAUUCGGUCCGUGCGGAACAUCAUGGCAGCACUUAUGAAACAGCAUGGUCACAGCUUAAACGACGAAUUGUUGCGAACUUUGUUAUGUGAAGCUGAAGCUGUUGUCAACAGUCGUCCUCUGACUACCGAGACCUUAAGUGAUCCGCUCUCACCGUUGCAACUAUCGCCAAGUACCCUUCUCACUGGUAAAACCAAGCUCAUUCUCCCCCCUCCAGGAAAGUUUCAACGAGAAGAUACUUACUGCAAACGUCGCUGGAGGCGCGUACAGCAUAUUGCUAACGAAUUCUGGAAUAGAUGGAGUAAAGAAUAUCUUCAGAUCUUACAGUUGAGACAAAAGUGGACACACAAGAGAAGAAACUUCACGGAAGGCGACAUUGUUCUAUUAAAGGACAACAAUUCUUGUAGGAAUAAGUGGCCUAUGGCUAAAGUGCUUACCACACGUCGUGAUGAUGAAGGCCAAGUCAGAUCGGUGACUGUUCAAACCGGAACUGGAUCAGUAUUGGAUCGACCAGUCAAUAAGCUUGUGCUGUUGCUAGAGUCACCUAAGGAUAGACCGGGAAUCCCCGACGAGGAGCCUGAGGAACUGUAA